This is a messenger RNA of Monosiga brevicollis MX1, 1908 nucleotides long. RefSeq lists its product as uncharacterized. Lineage: Eukaryota; Choanoflagellata; Craspedida; Salpingoecidae. Gene Ontology annotation, cellular component: external side of plasma membrane. The transcript is spliced from 3 exons. The coding region runs from base 61 to 1908 and encodes 615 amino acids. Gene Ontology annotation, molecular function: carbohydrate binding. The record is from RefSeq and is a predicted model, not a curated record.
ACAGCCUGGUCUCGAAGCGCCAGUAGAAGCCAAGAGUUCUUCUGCUGCCAACGCGCAAUCAUGGCGACUUCGACUACCUGGCUUUUGGUGCUUGCCGUGGCCGCACUGGCCGGCACCACUGAGGCUGCUUGCAAUGCCACCUUGUGGAAUGGUCACGAGUAUUACUACUCUCGUGACCACUUUGGUCAUAUCCUGGUUAACUUCACCACUGCACGCGCCUAUUGCCGCACUCUUGGCGGUGAUCUUGUCUCCAUCAACAGCAAGGCCGAAAACGAUUUCGUCUUCUCCCUCAACGCCACUACCUUUGAUCGCCGCUGGAUCGGUGUGCAAUACAACACCAGCCAAGGUGACUUUGUCAACGUUGAUGGCUACCUGGUCGACGAUCUGAUCACCACGUACUACACCCCUUGCGACCCCGAUACCACCUGCCUUUGGUUCAAGGGCGAGCCUAACAAUGCCUUCUCCGACGAGAACUGCGUUCAGCAGGGUCACCUCAACCCUGCUCGUGCUAGCAACCCUGGUGGCUGGAACGACGCCGAUUGCACCAAGGACCGUGCGUUCGUCUGCGAAGCUGAGCUUUCGCCCGCGUGCAUGACCACCACCACCUCCACCACCACCACCUCCACCACUUCAACCACCACCACCACCACGGUCACGACCAGCACCCUGCUCGCCGAGUACACUACUUGCCUGCCUUCGGGCGCCGGUUGCCUCUGGCGUCGCGAUGAGCCCAACGGUAUCACCUACAACGAACUUUGCGUCCAGAUGGGUCACCCCAAGGGUGGUCAGGUCGGCAACUGGAACGAUGCCGUUUGCUCCAAGCGCCGCUUUGCUGUGUGUGAGAUUGAUGGCCAUGCUCCCUGCGCUUUCACCACGACCACCUCUACUACCUCGACCACCACUACUUCAACCACCACUACCUCCACCACCUCGACCACUACCACCUCUACCACCACCACCACCACUACCGUCACCGGUUCUUGCAGCUACGCUCAUGUUUUCGAGGGCCAUCAGUACUUCUACUCCAAGGACUUCUACCCCGAUAUCCCUCUGACCUUUGCUCAGGCUCAGGACUGGUGCGAGACCAUGGAUGCUCAUCUCGUGUACACUGAGACCAAGGCCGAGAACGACUUUGUUUAUUCCAUCUCCCCCAUUCCCAACGAAUUGCGCUGGCUUGGUGCCGUGUACAACUCCAGCGUGGAUCAGUACUUCUUCUUGGAUGGUACUUCCAUCUCGGGCCUCCUUGCCGAAUACCCCGUUAUUGGCUGUGCCAACGGUGGCCCUGGCUGCCUGUGGCGCAACGACGAGCCUAACGGCAAGACCAACGGCGAGAACUGCAUCCAAAUGGGCCAUCCCAAGGGAGGUCAGCCUGCUUCUUGGAACGAUGCCGUCUGCACCAAGUUCCGUUUUGCUGUUUGCGAGCGCGAACGCAUUGACAGCUGCCCCUUCUCUACCACCACGACUUCCACCACCUCCACCACCACCACCGUCACUACCUCCACCUCCACCACUACUACCUCUACCACCUCCACCUCGACCACCGUCACUACCACCACCUCCACCUCCACCACUGUGACUGAUACCACCACCACCUCCACCACCACCACCACUAGCGCGCCUUGCGGCCAAUUCCAGCUGCAGUACAGCUCUUUCUCUGGUACCGGCCAGCGCUUCCAGAUGCCUCUUAACGGCGCCUUCUACCAGGCUUUCCGCAACGAGACAAGCUAUCUCGCUUUCUCUCAAGAGUGCUUCUGCCGUGUUGUCGGUGCUGAUACACCCUCUUCUCGCGCCACUGGUGCCUGGGUGUGGACCGCUAGUCUCCGUUACUUCUGCUACCGCUACACUGGCGACACCGCGCUGACUUCUCCUACUUCCACCACCAGCGAGUCGUACCAACGUCUCGAUUAA